Molecule: messenger RNA, 1176 nt
Organism: Funneliformis geosporum
Lineage: Eukaryota; Fungi; Glomeromycota; Glomeromycetes; Glomerales; Glomeraceae
Source: the annotation of a GenBank genome assembly
AUGCCCCUUCACUCUUUUAUUCGCAAUGACAAGACCAUUAUUGCACCGAACGCCUCUCUUCGUCGCGUCAUAAACCGUCAUACGAAAGAUUCUCUACUCAAUGUUAUUCAUAAAUGGUUACAGGAUCCUAUAACACGUUCAAAAUUAAUUGCACUUUAUGAAGACGAGGAUAAACUUAACGAUACCAACGAUACCAAUAUUCAACAACUAGUAGAACGACUUUUAUUUCAUUAUGAAAAACUUUCGAGUUCUGGAAGUAAAAAGAAAAUAGUUGAUAAAGUAUUUCUUGAAGAUUGGAAAGAUGGAUUAAACUAUAAACAAGUGGCUCAACUAGAUAUGAAAUAUUAUCAUGAUCACUCUAGCCUCAAACAUUGGAAAGCUUUGAAAUUAUGCUGGGAAGAUGGCAUGACUCAAGAAAAAAGAAUUUCGAAAGACUUCAGAGCUUCAUUCAACACUUUCGAUACAACUCUCACCAUUUUUCAAAGCUCAUUUGAAAAAAAUUGGUGGAUACGUAUUAGUAUUCACGAUGGAAUUCCACCGAAUGUUCUUCCUAUUAGUACAAAUAUCAUUUACGUUAUUUAUUUUACCAACUCUGAACAUUUAUUAUGUAGUAAUAUUAAACGUGAGCACAAGGAAUUUAUAAUGCAGGGGCUUUUGAAAACCUUUGUAUGCAAUGAAAUUGAAGAGUGGGAUUUGAAAGGCAAAUAUGUGGAUUCUCUUGAAAAGCUAUUAUUACAUCGACAAUCUCAGGGAACUUACAGCCGUUAUCGAUUAAAUCAAGUCGAUGAUAAUCCAUUAUUACUUCCUUCAAAAAAGUUGAAGAAAGAUGAUACGCAGAAAAACAACGAUAAAUCUGAAGCUAUGUUGGAUGAUGAUGACACAACACUUUUGACAAAGAGAGAUGCUACAGUUGAUGAUAAUUUCGGACCGAACGAACAACCAUCACUUGAUGUUGUUGAAAUUAAGUUAUCAUUUCCUUUAAACAAUGAUCAAUUGAACAAUUCGAUACCAUUAUCCGCAACAGUUUUGUUUGAGGGGACCAAUGUAAUUGAAGGAUUAAAGAAAAUGAUUACAGCAGGAAUCGCCGAACCUCCAUUGCCUGCUUACUUGGUUGAUUUACAUAGUAAUGGAAAAAAUUAUAUAGAAGUUGAUGAAAAUAAUGUUGUAAUAGGAUAA